Molecule: messenger RNA, 3516 nt
Organism: Fraxinus pennsylvanica
Lineage: Eukaryota; Viridiplantae; Streptophyta; Magnoliopsida; Lamiales; Oleaceae
Source: the annotation of a GenBank genome assembly
AUGACCAAUGUUUAUAUUGCAGCAGAAGAAAUUAUAGACAAUGUACAGGACGAGUAUGUUGAUGUUUUAGUAGAAUCUCAUAAUGAGAAAGUUAUGGAAACCUUGAAGACAGUGGAAGGAGAAACGGCUAAUCUCGAACUUUCCGAAGUUUUUAAGCCAAGAAAUGAAAAGGAAUUAGUGGGCCCCCGUACAUCUGCCGGAAUCAGAGAAUUAGUGGCCAGCGGUGAGAGAGAAUGCAAGACAAAUGUGGGCGGGAGAGAGAAAUAUGAAGCAAGGUGUGGUGGGGUGGUGCAAAAAUAUGACGAUGAAUCCUUCGACGGUGAGUGGCUGGAGAUGGCUUCUGGCAAUCUAAAGGUGAAUAAGUUGAUAGAGUUUGGUGAUUGUACUCUCCUUUUGCUUUUGAAAUUAUUUCCCCAACUACAACUUGCUUGUGGUUUUCAGUCCAAACUAAAAACCCAUAUAGUGUCUGCCACUGGGACUGAUGUUGCUGUGGAGGCAGCAGAUUUGCCUGCGGCAGAUAAUGAUGCUUCAGAAAUUUCUAUAGAUGCUGCAAACAUAAGUGGAGAAUCGUCUGUCAAACCAGAUGUUAAUCCUACUCCUGCCCAAUCUAAACGUUCAAAGCCUAUUAGAAAGAGUGAGAUGCCUCCUGUGAAGAAUGAAGAACUCGUUCCUGGAGCAACUUUCACAGGAAAAGUUAGAUCAAUCCAGCCAUUUGGUGCUUUUGUUGAUUUUGGAGCUUUUACAGACGGCCUUGUGCAUGUUUCUAAUCUGAGUAGUAGCUUUGUGAAGGAUGUUGGGAGUGUAGUUUCCAUUGGACAGGAGGUGACAGUAAGGUUGAUUGAAGCGAACACAGAGACUGGCCGAAUAUCUUUAACCAUGCGUGAAAGUGAUGAUGCCAGCAAGAAAGAUGGCAAUGAUAAAUCUAGACCUACCAGAAAGUUCGGUCAAAAGUCUAAUCAGAGAAGAGAUGAGAUGAAGAAAAGCUCAAAGUUUGUGAAGGGUCAAAAUCUCGAGGGAACAGUGAAAAAUUUAGCCAGAGCUGGUGCUUUCAUAUCUUUACCCGAAGGUGAGGAAGGAUUCUUGCCUGUAUCAGAAGAAGCUGACGAUAGUUUUGCAAAUGUUAUGGGCGAAACUUCACUGGAAGUAGGUCAAGAAGUCAGCGUUAGAGUGUUGCGCAUCACUAGAGGACAGGUAACAUUGACAAUGAAAAAGGAAGAAGCUGCUGCAGAGUUGGAUUCCAAGCUUAGCCAGGGUGUUGUACAUAAAGCAACUAACCCUUUUCUGUUAGCAUUUCGCAGUAAUAAAGACAUUUCUGCAUUUUUGGAUGAAAUUGAGAAAGAAGAUGAACCAGUUGAAAAAACACAGGAAGAUGUAGAGGGUGCAGAUUCAGGAGCCAUAACAAUGGAUGGUAUUGUACCUGAAACCUUGGACGAGGAAGAGGGCCCUGAAAGUAUACUUGCUGAUUCUUCACAAUCUAAUGAUGUUGCUGAAAGCAUCGAAGAAGUUAAGGUGAGCUCUGUAAUUUUGACUGCUGAUGAUGAAAUUGUUGAGGAACCUUCUCCUACUGAUGCUAUAGAAACCAAAGAAGAAGCUAAGUUGUCUGAAGAAUUAGUUCAUCAGGCCUGGGGAUCAGAGACUAUAGAAGAAGUUACGGGAAAGGCAUCUGAUGAUUUAAUAGCAAAAGAUGAAGAGCAAAGUCAGGAACCAAAUAGCUCAGAGGCUUCUGCCACAGAAGGUGAAUCUGCGUUAUCUGGAGAACCUCCUGUGAUGGAUGCAACAGUGAAUGAAAAAGAAUCCAAGUUAUCUGGAGAAAUAGCUGAUCAGACCUUGUCAUCGGAGAUAGCUGAACAAGUUACAGAGAAGGCUGCUGCUGAUAUGAUAGCAGUAGCAGAAGAGGAAGAGCAAAGUCAGAAACCAGAUAGUGAAUUUCCUUCUGCCAAACAAGAAAGUCAGAUUAGUGGAGAUGUUAUCAAGAAUCAGGAUGACAAUGUGGCUGUAAGUGACGUCCAGGCGCAAACUUCUGCUGCCAGUAGUGAAAAUUCAUUGAUCACAUCUGUUGAAGAGGAAGAGGGGGGAAUCAACCUUCAAAAGAAUGGAAAUGAGCCCAACCCAAUUGGGGAAAGUGGUAUUGCUUCACCAAAAGAAGUCACGUCCAAAGCUGCUAUUGCACCAGCUCUUGUGAAGCAGUUGCGUGAGGAAACAGGAGCAGGAAUGAUGGAUUGCAAGAAAGCUCUAUCUGAAACUGGAGGAGACAUAGUUAAAGCUCAGGAAUACCUCAGAAAGAAAGGUUUAGCAAGUGCAGAUAAGAAAUCCAGUAGGGUCACAGCUGAAGGAAGAAUUGGUUCAUAUAUUCAUGAUAACAGGAUAGGCAUCUUAGUAGAGGUGAAUUGUGAAACAGAUUUUGUAGCUCGAGGUGACAUUUUCACGGAAUUGGUUGAGGACUUGGCCAUGCAAGUGGCUGCAUGCCCUCAAGUACAGUAUCUUAGUACUGAAGAUGUUCCUAAAGAUAUUGUUGAUAAGGAGAAGGAAAUUGAAAUGCAAAAGGAAGAUCUAUUGUCCAAACCAGAGCAGAUUAGAUCUAAGAUUGUUGAUGGCCGGAUAAAUAAGAGGUUAGAGGAGCUGGCCUUAUUGGAACAGCCUUAUAUCAAGAAUGAUAAAAUAGUGGUGAAGGAUUGGGUGAAGCAGACUAUUGCAAAAGUCGGAGAGAACAUCAAAGUGAAGAGAUUCAUGCGCUACAAUUUAGGAGAAGGUCUGGAAAGGAAAAGCCAAGAUUUUGCUGCAGAAGUCGCAGCACAAACUGCUGCUAAAUUGUUGCCCACAUCUGGAAAACAGGAACCUCCUGCCAUUGAAGCCAAGGAAACCAUAGAGAAGACUCCAAAAGCAACAAUUUCAGCUGCACUGGUCAAACAAUUGCGAGAGGAAACUGGAGCUGGCAUGAUGGAUUGCAAGAAAGCCCUUUCUGAAACUGGAGGAGACCUUGAGAAGGCACAAGAAUACCUAAGGAAGAAGGGCCUUUCUGCUGCUGACAAAAAGUCUAAACGACUUGCUGCUGAAGGCAGAAUUGGGUCCUACAUUCAUGAUUCCCGCAUUGGAGUUCUACUUGAAGUUAAUUGUGAAACUGACUUUGUGGGUAGAAGUGAAAACUUCAAAGAAUUGGUUGAUGAUCUAGCGAUGCAGGUUGUUGCCUGCCCACAAGUGCAGUACGUAUCCAUUGAAGAUGUCCCAGAAAGCAUGGUCAACAAAGAGAAGGAACUGGAGAUGCAGAGGGAAGAUCUUCAGUUGAAGCCUGAGAAUAUAAGGGAGAAGAUUGUCGAUGGAAGGAUUUCAAAGAGGCUUAGCGAGCUUACUCUUUUGGAACAGCCCUUCAUUAGAAACGAUAGCAUUUUGGUGAAGGAUCUGGUGAAGCAAACUGUUGCUGCCCUUGGGGAGAAUAUAAAAGUCAGGAGGUUUAUUCGGUUUACACUUGGUGAGACGAGCAACGCAGAGUUAGGGAAUGAAGCAGGAGAUGCAGAAUAG